Molecule: messenger RNA, 969 nt
Organism: Saccostrea echinata
Lineage: Eukaryota; Metazoa; Mollusca; Bivalvia; Ostreida; Ostreidae
Product: neuronal acetylcholine receptor subunit alpha-2-like
Exons: 5
Coding region: 1-969 (322 amino acids)
Biological process (GO): nervous system process; signal transduction; monoatomic ion transmembrane transport
Cellular component (GO): synapse; neuron projection; membrane
Molecular function (GO): extracellular ligand-gated monoatomic ion channel activity; transmembrane signaling receptor activity; neurotransmitter receptor activity
Source: RefSeq, a predicted model, not a curated record
AUGCUUUCAGAAAGUAGAAGAGUGCGACAACACAGAUCCACAGGUUUCUGCUUUAUCGUUGCCGUCAACUGCGCGCCAGGCGGCUCCGGUCCCGGGACUUCCACCAAACCGUCAUAUUCCAGGAGCUUGGAAACAUCCCUUCGUAAUGAGCUGUUCACCCUGGGGUCAUAUUCUGAAUUACAGAGACCCCAGGAGAGGAUGAGUGUCAAAGUCUCUUUAACAGUACUCACCGUCAAUGACCUGGACAUAAAGAACCAAGUUAUGUCCGUGUCCGGAUAUCUAUCACUGAGUUGGUUUGACGAAAGACUUUCUUGGGACAAUACCUCGGCCACCUCUCAAGACUACACUAAUAUCAGAUUUCUGUUCAGUACCGAGACUUAUGUAUGGCGCCCAGCUAUCAUAAUAGAGAAUUCAGUACAAGACAUUUCUGUAAUCAGCGAUAAGAACAUUCCCAUGAGGAUAAUGAGUACUGGAUAUAUCACGUGGAAUCCAGCGGGAAUAUACCUUGUGGCCUGUAGCUGCGACAUAACCUACUACCCGCUUGACGAGCAAACAUGUACUAUCAAAGUCAGCACGUGGGGCUACACAAGCAACGAAAUCAGUCUUCAAUUUGACAAUCCAGCGGUUGACAUGAGUUUUUACAGUGAAAAUGGAGAAUGGUUGCUCACAGAUGCAGCGGGAGAAAAUACUAAAGAGAUGUCUCGUGGUGGACAAACAUUUUCGAGUCUCACGUUCAGUAUUACGUUAAAGAGAAGACCUAUGUUUCAUGCUCUCAACACUAUGGUUCCAGUGGCUCUAAUGGCGUUCCUUAUUCCAAUGGUAUUUAAACUCCCGGUGGACUCCGGAGAGAAAAUCGGAUACUCUCUUACCGUAUUGCUGGCUUAUGCUGUUUACUUGACCCUGAUUUCAGACAAUAUUCCCAGUACCUCUGUGUCCGUCUGCUACCUCAGUAAGAAUUUGACUUAUUGA